AAUUUCUGUAUUGGAAAUUAACCGCCAAUGAACAUUUGACGCUACUAACCAUACAUGCCUUUCAACGUUUAGCGCUUUCGUUUAAAAUGGACUUUGUUUAGGUAACUACUUUGUAGGAGUGGAGUGAUAAAAUGUUUUGUUGGCAUGAGUAGAACAGUGACCAAGAUCUGAAUAUUGUAAAUUUCUGUGGACACGUACAUAUAGGUCUAAUUAGCCAAGGCAACUAACAUGGCAGAAGGGAGUUCCUUAGAUGUGGGAUCAUCUGGAACUGGAGCUCCAGGAAUUUUGCUGGAUAGCAGAAUCUGUAUCAUUGGGGAGAAACUGAAGGAUGAUAAAGAUAUUAUUAAAGCUGCAGAAAGUUUUCAAGUUCCAGUAGUCUGUAGUCCGUCAGGGAAAGAUAUUCUUGCUGAUGGCAAGGAUUAUGAUAACGUGUUUGUACUUGAUGAAUUUGAAGGACAAAUUUAUGAUACCCUUGUCAGGUCUGGUCAGAGAAUAUUGGGAUCAACAGCUUUAAUUCAAUUUGCUGAAGCAAAUGAGCCACUUCCAUAUAAUACUCGUCCUUUGUAUACGACAUCAAUGCGUCAACUGAUUCUUUGUUUUACUGGCUUCAGGAAGAAAGAAGAUAUGUGCAAUAUGGCAACUCUGAUUCAUCAUAUGGGUGGAAGUAUUAGGAAAGACUUCAACACAAAAAUAACUCACCUUGUAGCCAAUUCUACUGCUGGAGAAAAAUAUAGGUAUGCAGCUAACUUAGGUAUUCCAAUCAUGAGAGAAGACUGGAUCUACAAGACUUGGGAAAAAAGGCAUGAGAAAUCCUGUUUGGCUACUGAUGAAUCACUGAUGGAACUAAGACUUCAACCUUUCUUUGGAUGUAGGCUAACAUUCUUAGGUUUUCAAGAGGAUGAAAAAAAACACAUGGAAGAAAUAACAGUUCAAAAUGGAGGGCAAGUUACAGAACCUAGUGAAUCUGCUUGCUCACAUGUGGUUGUGGAGGACAUGGGAACAUCUCCUGUUGUUAUUCCUGAUGACAUCAGUCCUAGAGCACAUGUGGUUAAAAUGGAGUGGUUUUGGGCCAGUAUACAAAUGGAUGCAUGUGCCGAUGAAAGUAUCUACAUUUACAAAGUACCUAUCCCAACAACUCCCUUAAAAGGAGGAGUGACAACUCUCUCUAUCUCCUGUUCUCGAGGGUACAAAAGGAAACGACAUAAAGAGUCAGUUGCUCACCAGUUAGCUCUAGAAGUGGCUCAGGAAGAAUUAGAUCCAUUAGUAGGAGCCCCAGAACACAAACGACGCUCCAGUGAGCGAGCGAGCUUAUCAGUUAGUGGUUCUUUUUUAGAUGCUACAUUUUCGCCAGAUUUUUUGGAAGGACCACCUGAUAUUCCAUCAGAGACUUUAAUAAAAAGUCCCAUAGAACUCAAAUCAAUGACCAAUCGGCAGCAGGUCUGCAUGGAACUACUGCAAACAGAAACCAAUUAUGUAGGAAUAUUGAGCACCAUUGUAACAUUAUUUAAAGAACCAUUGGAACAACCUGAUCAAGUUGGUGGAUCAUUGUUGGAUGCCACAGAGACAAAAAUCAUUUUUGGAAAUUUACCACCUAUAUUUGAGGUUCACAAAAAAAUCCGCGAAGAACUGGCAACUUUAAUGCAGAACUGGAAAGAAGAACACAGUAUAGGCAAUCUCAUUCUUCAGCAUUCUAGUGAUCUUAUGAGAGCUUAUCCACCAUUUGUAAACUUUUUUGAGAAAACCAAGGAAAUGCUUCUUCAAUGUGACAAGAAUAAACCAAGGUUUCAUGCUUUCCUUAAGCGUUGUCAAAGUAAGCCUGAGUGUGGUCGUCAGAACCUGGUUGAAUUACUUAUUCGCCCUGUUCAGCGGCUGCCUAGUGUAGUUUUGUUGCUAAAUGAUAUUCUGAAGCACACAAAUAAAAGUAACCCAGACCAUGAAGCUGUAGACAAGGCUAUCAGAUCUCUGAAAGAAGUUAUGAUGCACAUCAAUGAAGACAAGAGGAAGACGGAAGGCCAAGUGGCAAUGUUUGACAUUAUAAAUGACAUUGAAAAUUGUCCAGCUCACCUCCUGUCUUCUCAUCGAAGUUUUGUAACAAGAGCAGACACCCAGGAACUAGGAGAUAGCAUUAGUCGUAGAGGAGACACUAUUACCAUGUUUCUGUUCACUGAUAUGCUAGAGAUCUGUAAAAGGAGAAGUCGAGGAGUUGGUGCUGGUAAAAGUCCUGGUCUAACAACUCUUUCUGCAGCAGGAGCUGGGUUUAAGUCACAACAGAAAUGUUUUAAACAUCUUCAGCUGAUGCCUUUACCCCAUAUUAAACGUGUAGUGGAUAUCAAAGAAACUGAUGAUUGCAAGAAUACUUUUGCUUUGGUAGUACGGUCUAACCAGGAAUUAAAAGAACGACUUUACACUUUUAUUCUACUUGGUGAGGAUGUUGACAAAGGCCAUUUCCUUCGGUUGUUAUGUAGACACAUGGCCAAUGCUGUAUGUCGAGCAGAUGCUGAGAAUUUUCUAACAAGUCUCGAGCCCCAGCAGCUGGCCAUUGAAACUUCUGAUAUCUCAAGCAGUACUCUCACUAGAGCUAUCAAGGCUGCUUACAAAACUAGAGAGAAAAUAGGAAGAGCUUUAUCUACAAAAAGAAAUACUCCAGGGAAGCGGGGACUAACACGAGCAGUGUCUUCCAUUAUAAGUCCUUUACGUUCUAGAGCAACUCCUACCUCAUCAUUAAAAGGUUUACGACUAGCUUCCACCACCAACUUGACAGAACUUGGGAACUCAUCUUUGGCAACUAGCACAGCCAGUCUUCCAGUGACUCCUAUGUUAGGGAAGAAAGUAAAGAGUGCAUCCUUGGGGCCUGCUACCAGUAAAUACCUGUAAUCAACUGUUUGUGCUUGUCUGCUAUUUUUUUAUAGUUUGUUUUGAAGUAAAAAACAUUGCUGUCUUUUUACUCUGUGUAUAAGAAGUCUCAAUCUCUCAAAACAAUAAUUUUGAAAUUUCAUACAGCUGAAGCUUAAAAAAUGAAGAGUAGUUACGGUUUUUUUAAAGCUGAAAUAUACUAUGUUUGUGUAUAAUGAAAUAAUUGUGAAUUUAUAAAGUUUAUGUUUAUUGUAGCAUGUUGUAAAUUUAAUUAUUAAUUAUGUUCUAGAAAACCUCCUUAAAUGUGCUCGUACAAUAGAGAUUUCAAAGAAAUGUGGUUACAUCAUUAUCUUCAAGCUUCUCGGUCUGAUAGAAGUGUCACUAAUUGAGUUAGGAAAGCGAGAAAUCUUAGGUUUGAAUAAAUCAUAAUUAGCUGCUUAAAACAGUGGGAGACUGAAUGUUUUACCCAGGAGAUUCGUCUUCCUCGUAAUAUUGAAGAUUAAGUUUGGCAACUAAAUUAUUUAUACAGACACUUGUAGGUAAUUGAGACUAGCACAAGUAAUCUCUUGACGAGAUCACUACAAGAAUAUAAUCUUUGUUUGUGUGUAUCCACACUAGUUAUCCUUGUUACCCUAAAGACAGGUUUACUUUAAUACUUAAUGAGUAAAGCAUUACUUCCUUCACACUGACAUAAGCACAGAAUUGCAGUGGUGAAGUUUACUUUUUAUUUAAGUGUAAAGAAAUAUCUAUGCGAUAAGUGAUAUUCAGAUGGACAUUUAUGUAAUUUGUAGAAUGUCUUGAGUUCAAAGUUGAUCCUUCAAAAUCAGAAAGUUGUUGUAAAAUAAAAAUGCACAAAAAUAUGUAUAAAUACUUUUUAUAAAAUUUCUUGUGAAUUACUUAUCUAAAUAAACAAUGAGCUUACAACAUUAAAACAGUAUGCCAUAUGGACAGGAGAAGGAAGUACACAUUUUAUUACAUCAACCAGCAUGAGAUGCAUAUUUUAGAUCAAUUAUAAGAAAAAAAUUUUGUGAACUGAAUGAACAGCAGUUCAACAUCAACCACUGAAAACGAGAAAUAUUCACAGACUUUUCAAAAAUCUGUAUGAUGAUUUUGUGAUAUUAAAGAAAAUGUGAAAAUGUAUUGUA
Molecule: messenger RNA, 3998 nt
Organism: Limulus polyphemus (Atlantic horseshoe crab)
Lineage: Eukaryota; Metazoa; Arthropoda; Merostomata; Xiphosura; Limulidae
Product: protein ECT2-like
Exons: 23
Coding region: 229-2874 (881 amino acids)
Biological process (GO): activation of GTPase activity; nervous system development; mitotic cytokinesis
Cellular component (GO): nucleus; cell cortex
Molecular function (GO): guanyl-nucleotide exchange factor activity; GTPase activator activity
Source: RefSeq, a predicted model, not a curated record